Molecule: messenger RNA, 1248 nt
Organism: Thelazia callipaeda (thelaziosis nematode)
Lineage: Eukaryota; Metazoa; Nematoda; Chromadorea; Rhabditida; Thelaziidae
Source: the annotation of a GenBank genome assembly
UUGAUCAUAUUUGUUUUCAGGCAAAAACAGAAGCAUGGUGCUGACGUCGCUGACGGUAGUGAGCAGAAUCACCCACCUUUGGAUUCUGAUGGACUGAUUGAGAGUAAUUGGGAUUUCGUAUGUGAAAGUUUCGACGAAAUGGGUUUGAAGGAGAGUCUUCUUCGUGGCAUUUAUGCAUUUGGUUUCGAAAAACCGUCCGCAAUUCAGCAGCGUGCUAUUAUUCCUUGUACUAAAAAACUUGAUGUUAUCGCACAGGCUCAGUCUGGAACAGGUAAAACAGCCACAUUUUCGGUAGCAGUGCUUCAGAAUAUCGAUGAAAGUAUUCCACUAGUUCAAGCUCUUAUUAUGGCACCUACUCGUGAGCUUGCUCAGCAGAUUCAAAAGGUUGUGAUGUCCUUAGGUGAGUAUCUUGGUGUUAAAUGCCAUGCAUCCAUCGGAGGUACAAAUGUUCUUGAUGAUCAGCGUAAAUUGGAAUCUGGAGUGCAUGUUGUUGUUGGUACUCCUGGCCGUGUCAAUGAUAUGAUUACACGUGGAUGUCUCAUUACGAAACAUAUAAAAAUGUUCGUGUUGGACGAAGCCGACGAAAUGCUGUCUCGUGGUUUCAAAGAACAGAUCCAUCAUGCUUUCAGCUGCAUGCCUGUCGAUGUGCAGGUUGUGUUGCUUUCUGCUACAAUGCCAUCAGAAGUUCUUGAAGUUACAAGUAAGUUCAUGAACAAUCCCAUUCGCAUUCUUGUGAAAAAAGAAGAACUUACUCUUGAGGGCAUUCGACAGUUCUACGUAUAUGUCGAGAAAGAAGAAUGGAAAUUCGAGACACUUUGUGAUUUGUAUUCUACAGUCAAUAUUACUCAGGCUGUUAUUUUCUGUAACACACGUCGGAAGGUUGACACGCUUGCGUCUCAAAUGAUGAAAGAGAAAUAUACAGUAUCCUGUAUGCAUGGAGAUAUGGAGCAAAAUGAUCGUGACAUUAUUAUGCGUGAAUUUCGUUCGGGAUCUUCACGCGUUCUCAUCACAACCGAUUUAUUAGCACGUGGGAUUGAUGUCCAGCAAGUUUCUCUUGUCAUUAAUUACGACCUUCCUGGCAAUCGUGAAAACUACAUUCAUCGGAUCGGUCGUUCUGGUCGUUUCGGUAGGAAAGGAGUGGCUAUAAAUUUCAUAACGGAUACUGAUAAGCGGAUGAUGAAUGAUAUAGAAAGCUUUUAUAAUACACAAAUUGAAGAAAUGCCUAUGGAUAUUGCAAAUUUACUUUAA